Argentina anserina (silverweed cinquefoil) is the source of this 676-nucleotide messenger RNA. RefSeq names its product calvin cycle protein CP12-2, chloroplastic. The record is from RefSeq and is a predicted model, not a curated record. Gene Ontology annotation, cellular component: chloroplast. Gene Ontology annotation, biological process: negative regulation of reductive pentose-phosphate cycle. NCBI's taxonomy places the organism in Eukaryota, Viridiplantae, Streptophyta, Magnoliopsida, Rosales, Rosaceae. The transcript has a single exon. The coding region runs from base 71 to 457 and encodes 128 amino acids.
CUACGACAUUCCUAUCCCUCCAUUUUUCUCCAAAGCAGAGCGAAACUUGUUUUAGAAAGAAAGAGAGAAAAUGGCAACAAGUGUGGCAGGAGUGAGCAGCCUCUCGACCCCGAGAGUGUUUACCAGGGCGGCGGAGACACCCAAGGCUAUUAAGCCAGCUGUGGUGAGCUUCGGAUACUCAGUUGGGCAGGUGGGUUCGGGUCGGAUGAGGAUGAUCCGACCCGUGGCAGCUGCUCCGGAUAAACUAUCGGAGAAGGUGCAGGAGAGCAUCAAGGAGGCAGAGCAGGCUUGCUCGGAGGACCCUGCCAGCGGGGAGUGCGUGGCGGCAUGGGAUGAGGUUGAGGAGCUGAGCGCGGCGGCGAGCCACAAGCGCGACAACGAGAAGAACAAGGACCCCUUGGAGACUUACUGCGCCGACAACCCUGAAACCGACGAGUGCCGUACUUACGAUAACUGAUGAUGGGUGUUGAUAAGGUUGUCUGUGAGCCGGUUCCGGUCAUGUUUUAGAUUUCAUAGUAUUCUACUUUGUUUCGUUUUAUGUUAAACACUAAAUUGAAGCUGUUAUCAGACUUUCGCUGUUUUAUUAAAUAUAAUGAAGACGAUGAAUGAUACAGUACAUAUAAUGGUGAUUAUUAAUUUGUUUGCUUCUGAUUAUUAUAGAUAGAAGCUUUUCUUA